Messenger RNA from Tetrapisispora phaffii CBS 4417, 1311 nucleotides. It is a transcript of the gene COG1, whose product is annotated as Golgi transport complex subunit COG1. The transcript has a single exon. The record is from RefSeq and is a predicted model, not a curated record. Lineage: Eukaryota; Fungi; Ascomycota; Saccharomycetes; Saccharomycetales; Saccharomycetaceae. The coding region runs from base 1 to 1311 and encodes 436 amino acids.
AUGUCAUCAGUUAGUGAGGCUCAAAUAUUGGAUUUAUUUAGACAGAAUACUAUUGUUGAAAUUAAAGAUUAUAAUAUAGAAUUAUCACAGAAGACAGUUAAAGUUAAAGAUGAGUUUAAAGAAGCUUUGUACCAAAACUACCAACAAAUAUUGAAUGUCACAAAUGAUAUAGAUUCAUUGCUAACUAACUUGAAAACUACAAAUACGGAAUUCACGAAAUUAUGUUUUGAUGAUAAUUCUUUUAAACUGAAUAAGCUCCCUGAUUUUAUUUCCCCACAACCUAAUGCUACCGAUAUAGAUCUAUCUGAUAAUCACAUCGAAGAGGAUUUGAAUUCAACAACGUCAAAUAUUCUAAUAGUAUCACAGUGGUCAAUUGCCGUGUCUGAUUUCAUUUGUAGAUUUAAUGCAUCAUCUACUUCAUCUGAAGAAUUACUAGAUAACCUUAUUAGAUUAUUUUUUAAACUCUCUGACAAUAUUGAUGUUAUUUUAAAAAAAUUCAAGGUCUCUGUUGAAAGAAAUUCCAAACAAUUCAUUGAUUUCUUAUUUGACGUUUCAUCAUAUGGUAAUCAUACUUUCUUUUCACUAAAACAAUGGAUUAUGAUCUAUAAAUUGGUUAAUGACGAAAAAAUAUCGAAAUUAGCUUGGGAUAAAAGUAUUUUAACAAAAUUAAAUAAUGCAUUCUUCCAAAAUAUUUUUAAAUUUAGUGAAAACGAAUUAUUUUAUCACAAUUAUACAAAAAUGAAUAAUAACAACUUUAACAAGGAUAGUUCACUUAUCAAGGAUUUUAUAGAGACCGAUAUAUUCAAAACAAAAUAUAUUGAAAACUUAGAGUCUCAAAUCGAUAAUAAAUUUAAAAUUAUCAACUCGAUUAGAAACGAAAUCGAGAAGGAAAAUGGCGAUAUAAGAAACAAUGAGUUGAACAUCCCCAAAGUUACAUUACGUUUUUAUCCAGAAACAACACAUAAUUCUAUUAGUAUCUCAGAACUUGUAGCGAAUUCCUAUAAUCAAUCCUUGGGUUUAACAACUUCUAAAAGAAACGACUUAUAUGUCAAUAUAAAGCCAUUGUUAACCUUAUUAUCACAAUUGAAAAAGCAUUCAGAGAAUGAUUUCAAUAAAGCAAAUUGUAAGAAACAAUCCGAUAAAUUAAUUAAAAUAUUAGAAGAAAUAAUACCCAAGGUGAGUGAGACAGAACUUGAGAUCAACAAAGAUGAAACGGUAAAUAUGUUUGUUGAUGAUUUUGUUAAUCUAUCAAGUGAUUUGAAAUUUAGAGACCUUCUUAAUAAAUUAAUCAAGGAAAUAAAAGAAAUAUAA